GCUGGCGUCGCGAUGUGAUGACGUCAGGCCCCGGGCAGGCCUGGAGUGGCGCGCUGGGCGUGCGCGGCUGCUGUCCGGCGUGUUGGUCCCAGCGGUUCAGCUGAGGUAGGGACGUGCUGUAGGCCAGAAUGUUACCGGCUGUUGGAUCUGCGGAUGAGGAAGAGGAUUGUCCUGAAUUGGUUCCCAUUGAGACGACGCAAAGCGAGGUGGAGGAAAAGUCUGGCCUCGGCGCCAAGAUCCCAGUCACAAUCAUCACCGGGUAUUUAGGUGCUGGGAAGACAACACUUCUGAACUAUAUUUUGACAGAGCAACAUAGUAAAAGAGUAGCGGUCAUUUUAAAUGAAUUUGGGGAAGGAAGUGCGCUGGAGAAAUCCUUAGCUGUCAGCCAAGGUGGAGAGCUCUAUGAAGAGUGGCUGGAACUUAGAAACGGUUGCCUCUGCUGUUCAGUGAAGUGAGGAAUGUGUUUACUGUGUACAUGGUUUACUAGAAAUGUUUAUUGAUUAUAUUUCCAGCUUUAAUUUUCUUGAGUAAUUUAACUGAAUUUACACAGUUUGCUUCAUUGUAUUUUUAAACAAAUAGAAAAUAAACUUAUUAGGAAGCA
Pan troglodytes (chimpanzee) is the source of this 601-nucleotide messenger RNA. RefSeq names its product zinc-regulated GTPase metalloprotein activator 1A-like. The record is from RefSeq and is a predicted model, not a curated record. Lineage: Eukaryota; Metazoa; Chordata; Mammalia; Primates; Hominidae. The transcript has 3 exons. Bases 129 to 455 code for a protein of 108 amino acids. Gene Ontology annotation, cellular component: cytoplasm.